Messenger RNA from Enhydra lutris kenyoni (northern sea otter), 9777 nucleotides. RefSeq names its product nesprin-1. Gene Ontology annotation, molecular function: protein binding. The record is from RefSeq and is a predicted model, not a curated record. The transcript has 55 exons. Gene Ontology annotation, cellular component: membrane. NCBI's taxonomy places the organism in Eukaryota, Metazoa, Chordata, Mammalia, Carnivora, Mustelidae. The coding region runs from base 1 to 9060 and encodes 3019 amino acids.
AUGUUUCCCCAGGAGCUGGCUCAGAAAAUCAAGGGCUACCAGGAGCAGAUCGCCUCUCUGAACUCCAAGUGCAAGAUGCUGACGAUGAAAGCCAAGCACGCCACCAUGCUGCUGACGGUGACGGAGGUGGAGGGGCUGGCGGAGGGGACGGAGGACCUGGACAGGGAGCUCCUCCCCGCGACCUCGGCCCACCCCUCGGUGGUCAUGAUGACUGCAGGUCGCUGUCACACUCUGCUGUCACCUGUCACUGAGGAGUCUGGGGAGGAGGGAACCAGCAGUGAAAUUUCGUCUCCACCUGCCUGUCGCUCCCCUUCACCUGUGGCUAAUACAGAUGCUUCUGUUAACCAGGACAUUGCUUAUUACCAAGCGCUGUCCCCCGAGAGGUUGCAGACCGACGCCGCGAGGAUCCACCCCAGCUCGCUGCCCCCUCAGGAGUUCUACGAACCAGGGCUGGAGCCCUCUGCUACUGCUAAAUUAGAUGAUUUACAGCGUUCUUGGGAAACCUUAAAAAAUGUGAUCAGUGAAAAGCAGCGCAGUCUCUAUGAGGCCUUGGAACGUCAGCAGAAGUACCAGGACUCCCUCCAGUCCAUCUCCACAAAGAUGGAGGCCAUCGAGAUGAAACUCAGUGAGAGUCUGGAGCCCGGCAGGAGCCCGGAGAGCCAGAUGGCUGAACAUCAGGCCUUGAUGGAUGAGAUCCUCAUGCUUCAAGAUGAGAUCAGCGCGCUCCAGUCAUCGCUCGCGGAGGAGCUGGUGUCCGAGUCCCCCGAGUCUGACCCCGCAGAACAGCUGGCCCUGCAGUCCACGCUCACCGUCCUGGCCGAGCGCAUGUCCACCAUCAAGAUGAAGGCCUCAGGGAAGCGACAGCUUUUGGAGGAGAAGUUAAGUGAGCAGCUUGAGGAACAGAGACAGGAACAGGCUCUGCAGAGGUACCGCUGUGAGGCCGACGAGCUGGACCACUGGCUCUUGAGCACGAAGGCUACUCUGGACACGGCACUAGGCACAGCCACGGAGCCUAUGGACAUGGAGACCCAGCUGGUGGACUGCCAGAACAUGCUGGUGGAAAUCGAGCAGAAGGUGGUGGCCUUAUCGGAACUCUCAGUCCACAAUGAGAACCUGCUCCUGGAGGGCAAGGCUCACACGAAGGAGGAGGCUGAGCAACUGGCUGUAAAGCUGAGGACCCUCAAGGCGAGCCUCCUGGAGCUGCAGAGAGCGCUGCACGACAAACAGCUCAACAUCCAGGGCACAGCGCAAGAGAAGGAGGAGAGCCAUGCCGACCUAACUGCCAGCCAGAGCCCUGGGGUCCAGGACUGGCUGGCCCAAGCCCGGUCCACGUGGGCCCACCAGCGACAGAGCAGCCUCCAGCAACAAAAGGAGUUGGAACAGGAAUUAGCCGAGCAGAAGAGCCUCCUGCGGUCAGUAGCCAGUCGUGGGGAGGAAAUCCUCACCCAACACUCAGCUGCAGAGACCUCUGGCAGUGCUGGCGAAAAACCUGAUGUGUUAUCCCAGGAGUUGGGGAUGAAAGGGGAGAAAUCAGCUGCUGAAGACCAGAUGAGAAUGAAAUGGGAAAGCCUACAUCAAGAAUUUAGUACCAAGCAGAAGCUACUACAGAAUGUUCUGGAACAGGAACAGGAGCAAGUGCUUUACAGCAGGCCGAAUCGACUCCUGUCUGGUGUGCCACUAUACAAAGGAGAUGGACAGACCCAAGACAGAUCUGCAGUGACAUCUUUGCUGGAUGGAUUGAACCAGGCCUUUGAGGAGGUUUCAUCUCAGGGUGGGGGAACGAAAAGGCAGAACAUUCACUUGGAACAGAAGUUGUAUGAUGGGGUCUCAGCUACCUCUACAUGGUUGGAUGAUGUUGAGGAACGUUUAUUUGUUGCCACAGCACUUUUACCAGAAGAAACGGAAGCUUGCCUCUUCAACCAAGAGACUCUUGCCAAAGAUAUUAAAGAAAUGUCUGAAGAAAUGGAUAAGAACAGGAACUUGUUUUCUCAAGCAUUUCCAGAGAAUGGUGAUAACCGGGAUGUCAUUGAAGACACUUUGGGUUGUCUUUUGGGCAGGUUGUCCUUGCUAGACUCAGUAGUAAAUCAGCGCUGUCAUCAGAUGAAGGAAAGACUUCAGCAAAUACUGAAUUUCCAGAAUGAUCUGAAGGUGCUGUGCACAUCGCUGGCUGACAACAAGUUCAUCAUUCUGCAGAAACUGGCAAAUGUGUUUGAACAGCCUGUGGCAGAGCAAAUAGAGGCGAUACAAGAGGCUGAAGAUGGGCUAAAGGAAUUGGAUGCAGGAAUCAUUGAAUUAAAAAAGCGUGGGGACAAGUUGCAGAUUGAGCAGCCGUCCAUGCAGGAGCUAUCCAAACUUCAGGACACGUAUGAUGAACUGAUGGUGACCAUUGGCUCCCGGCGGAGUGGGCUGAACCAGAAUCUUGCACUUAAGAGUCAGUAUGAAAGGGCCCUACAAGAUCUGGCUGAUCUGCUGGAGACUGGACAGGAGAAGAUGGCAGGUGACCAGAAAAUCAUCGUGUCCUCCAAAGAGGAAAUUCAACAACUACUUGAUAAACAUAAGGAAUACUUUCAGGGCCUGGAAUCUCAUAUGAUCUUGACUGAAACGCUCUUCAGAAAGAUCAUCAGCUUUGCAGUCCCACAGGAAACACGGUUCCACACGGAACUGAUGGCACAGGCUUCCGCUGUACUGAAGCAGGCUCACAAGAGGGGCGUGGAGUUGGAGUACAUUCUGGAGACAUGGUCUCGUUUGGAUGAAGAUCACCAGGAGCUCAGCAGACAGCUGGAGGCUGUGGAAAGCAGCAUCCCGAGUGUGGGGCUGGUGGAAGAGAGCGAGGACAGGCUCAUCGACCGGAUAACACUCUACCAGCAUUUGAAAUCCAGCCUUAAUGAAUACCAGCCCAAAUUAUAUCAGGUAUUAGACGACGGGAAACGACUGUUCAUAUCCAUUAGCUGCUCAGAUCUAGAAAGCCAGCUAAACCAACUUGGAGAACACUGGUUAAGUAAUACCAACAAAGUGUCUAAGGAGCUUCACAGAUUGGAAACAGUGUUGAAACACUGGACCAGAUAUCAAAAUGAAUCUGCAGAACUUACUCACUGGUUACAAUCUGCAAAAGACAGGCUAGAAUUUUGGACUCAACAAUCUGUGACAGUCCCACAAGAACUGGAAAUGGUCCGUGAUCAUCUAAAUGCUUUCCUGGAGUUUUCCAAAGAAGUGGAUGCCAAAUCUUCCCUGAAAUCAUCUGUUCUGAGCACUGGAAAUCAGCUUCUUCGAUUAAAGAAAGUAGACACAGCUGCCCUACGUUCAGAGCUGUCACACAUUGAUAACCAGUGGACUGACCUGCUGACAAAUAUUCCCGCUGUACAGGAGAAGCUCCACCAGCUCCAAAUGGAUAAGCUGCCUUCCCGCCAUGCCAUUUCUGAAGUUAUGACUUGGAUUUCUCUCAUGGAAAAUGUUAUUCAAAAGGAUGAAGAGAAUAUAAAAAAUUCAAUAGGUUACAAGGCAAUUCAUGAAUACCUUCAGAAAUAUAAGGGUUUUAAGAUAGAUAUUAACUGUAAACAGUUGACAGUUGAUUUUGUGAAUCAGUCCGUGCUACAAAUCAGUAGUCAGGAUGUGGAAAGUAAACGCAGUGAUAAGACUGAUUUUGCUGAGCAACUGGGAGCCAUGAACAAAAGUUGGCAAAUCCUGCAGGGUCUCGUAACUGAGAAGAUCCAGAUGUUGGAAGGCUUAUUGGAAUCUUGGUCAGAAUAUGAAAAUGAUGUACAAAGUCUGAAAACUUGGUAUGAAACCCAGGAAAACAGACUAAAGCAACAGCAUCGCAUUGGAGAUCAGGCUUCAGUUCAGAACGCAAUGAAAGACUGUCAGGAUCUAGAAGAUUUGAUUAAAGCAAAAGAAAAAGAGGUGGAGAAAAUUGAGCAGAAUGGACUUGCUUUGAUUCAGAACAAGAAAGAAGAAGUCUCUGGUGUUGUCAUGAGCGCGCUGCGGGAGCUCAGCCAAACAUGGGCAAAUUUAGACCACAUGGUUGGACAAUUAAAGAUAUUGCUGAAGUCCGUGUUUGACCAAUGGAAUAAUCACAAGGUGGCCUUUGACGAGAUCAACAGCUACCUCAUGGAGGCUAGAUACUCUCUGUCCCGUUUCCGUCUGCUGACUGGUUCUUUAGAAGCUGUACAAGUUCAGGUAGACAAUCUUCAGAAUCUUCAAGAUGAUCUGGAAAAACAGGAAAAGAACUUACAGAGGUUUGGCUCUGUCACCAACCAACUGUUAAAAGAGUGUCACCCACCUGUGACAGAAACUCUUACCAAUACAUUAAAAGAUGUCAAUAUGAGAUGGAAUAACUUGCUGGAAGAGAUCGCUGAGCAGCUGCACGCCAGCAAAGCCCUACUUCAGCUUUGGCAGAGGUACAAGGACUACUCCAAGCAGUGUGCCUCGGCGGUGCAGCAGCAGGACAACCGAACCAAUGAGCUCCUGAAGGCGGCCACCAACAAGGACAUUGCUGAUGACGAGGUUGCGACGUGGAUUGAAGAUUGCAAUGAUCUCCUCAAAGAACUGGGGGUAGUGAAGGAUUCCCUGUUUGUUCUGCAUGAGCUGGGAGAGCAGCUCAAGCAGCAAGUGGAUGCUUCAGCGGCAUCAGCCAUUCGAUCCGAUCAGCUGUCUUUGAGUCAACAUCUGUGUGCCCUAGAGCAGGCCCUUUGCAAGCAGCAGACUAUGUUACAGACUGGAGUUCUUGACUAUGAAACCUUUACCAAGAGCUUAGAAGUGUUGGAGGCCUGGAUAGUAGAAGCUGAAGAAAUAUUACAAGGACAGGACCCUAGCCACUCAUCUGAUCUCUCAACCAUCCAGGAAAGGAUGGAAGAACUUAAGGGGCAGAUGCUAAAAUUCAGCAGCCUGGCCCCUGACCUAGACCGUCUGAAUGAGCUUGGGUACAGGCUACCGCUGAAUGAUAAAGAAAUCAAAAGGAUGCAGAGUCUGAACCGACACUGGUCUCUGAUCUCCUCUCAGACCACGGAAAGAUUCAGUAAGUUGCAGUCAUUUUUGCUGCAACACCAGACUUUCUUGGAAAAAUGUGAAACAUGGAUGGAAUUCCUGGUUCAAACGGAACAAAAGUUAGCAGUGGAGAUUUCAGGCAACUAUCAGCAUCUUUUGGAGCAGCAGAGAGCGCAUGAGUUGUUUCAAGCAGAGAUGUUCAGUCGCCAGCAGAUUUUGCACUCGAUCAUUAUUGACGGGCAGCAUCUUCUAGAACAAGGUCAAGUUGAUGACAGGGAUGAAUUCAACCUGAAAUUGACACUGCUCAGCAGUCAGUGGCAGGGAGUGAUUCGCAGGGCCCAGCAGAGGAGGGGUAUCAUCGACAGCCAGAUCCGCCAGUGGCAGCGCUACAGGGAGAUGGCCGAGAAGCUGCGUAAAUGGUUGGGUGAAGUGUCCUAUCUUCCCGUGAGUGCUCUCGGAAGCGUCCCGAUACCACUGCAACAGGCAAGGACCCUCUUUGAUGAAGUGCAGUUCAAAGAAAAAGUGUUCCUGCGGCAGCAAGGCAGCUACAUCCUUACAGUGGAGGCGGGGAAGCAGCUCCUGCUCUCGGCCGACAGUGGGGCUGAGGCCGCCUUGCAGGCAGAGCUCACUGAGAUCCAGGAGAAGUGGAGAUCAGCCAGCACGCAUCUGGAGGAACAGAAGAAAAAACUGGCCUUCUUGCUGAAAGACUGGGAAAGAUGUGAGAACGGAAUAGCUAAUUCUCUGGAGAAGCUACGAACAUUCAAAAAGAAGCUUUCUCAGCCUCUGCCGGAUCACCAUGAAGAGCUGCACACAGAGCAAAUGCGCUGCAAGGAGUUGGAAAAUGCAGCUGGGAGCUGGACAGAUGACUUGGCUCAGCUGACCCUCUUGAAGGACACCCUCUGUGCCUACAUUAGUGCUGAUGACAUCUCCAUCCUAAACGAGCGCAUGGAGCUUCUGCAAAGGCAGUGGGAAGAACUCUGCCACCAGCUCUCCCUGAGGCGGCAGCAAGUAAGUGAGAGAUUGAAUGAAUGGGCGGUCUUCAGUGAAAAGAACAAGGAGCUUUGUGAGUGGUUGACCCAGAUGGAAAGUAAAGUUUCUCAGAAUGGAGACAUCCUCAUUGAAGAAAUGAUAGAGAAGCUCAAGAAGGAUUAUCAAGAGGAAAUUGCUGUUGCCCAAGAGAACAAAAUACAGCUCCAGCAAAUGGGAGAACGACUUGCUCGAGCCAGCCAUGAAAGCAAAGCCUCUGAGAUUGAAUACAAGCUCGGAAAGGUCAACGACCGGUGGCAGCAUCUCUUGGAUCUCAUGGCAGCCAGGGUGAAGAAGCUGAAGGAGACCCUGGUGGCAGUGCAGCAGCUAGACAAGAACAUGAGCAGCCUGAGGACAUGGUUGGCUCACAUCGAGUCAGAGCUGGCCAAGCCCAUAGUCUACGAUUCCUGUGACUCGGAUGAAAUACAGAAGAAGCUCACUGAGCAGCAGGAGCUUCAGAGAGACAUCGAGAAACACAGCACGGGCGUGGCCUCCGUGCUCAACCUGUGUGAGGUCCUGCUGCAUGACUGCGACGCCUGUGCCACAGACGCAGAGUGUGACUCCAUCCAGCAGGCGACGCGAAACCUGGACCGGCGUUGGAGGAACAUCUGUGCCAUGUCCAUGGAAAGAAGGCUCAAAAUCGAAGAGACGUGGCGAUUGUGGCAGAAGUUUCUGGAUGAUUAUUCUCGUUUUGAAGAUUGGCUCAAGAUUUCAGAAAGGACAGCUGCCUUCCCCAGCUCUUCCGGGGUCCUCUAUACAGUUGCCAAGGAGGAACUAAAGAAAUUUGAGGCUUUCCAGCGACAGGUGCACGAGAGCCUGACCCAGCUGGAGCUGAUCAACAAGCAGUACCGUCGCCUGGCCAGAGAGAACCGCACCGAUUCCUCCUGUAGCCUAAAGCAGAUGGUUCACGAAGGCAACCAGCGAUGGGACAACCUGCAAAAACGUGUCACCUCCAUCUUGCGCAGACUCAAGCAUUUCAUUGGCCAGCGUGAGGAGUUUGAGACUGCGCGGGACAGCAUUCUGGUGUGGCUGACGGAGAUGGAUCUACAGCUCACGAAUAUCGAGCAUUUUUCUGAGUGUGAUGUUCAAGCUAAAAUAAAGCAACUCAAGGCCUUUCAGCAGGAAAUUUCACUGAACCACAAUAAGAUCGAACAGAUAAUUGCCCAAGGAGAGCAGCUCAUAGAGAAGAGCGAGCCGUUGGAUGCCGCAGUCAUCGAGGAGGAGCUGGACGAACUCCAGCGUUACUGUCAGGAGGUCUUCGGGCGCGUGGAGAGAUACCAUAAGAAACUGAUUCGCCUGCCUCUCCCAGAUGAUGAGCAUGACCUCUCUGACCGGGAGCUGGAGCUGGAUGACUCCGCAGCUCUCUCCGACCUCCACUGGCGUGACACCUCUGUGGACGGCGUGCUUUCCCCCCAGCCUUCCUCCAACCCCUCCCUCUCACUCGCCCAGCCCCUGCGGAGCGAGCGGUCAGGACGAGACACCCCUGCCAGUGUGGACUCCAUCCCCCUGGAGUGGGACCAUGACUAUGACCUCAGUCGUGACCUGGAGUCUGCUGUGUCCAGAACGCUGCCCUCUGAGGACGAAGAGGGUCAGGAUGAUAAGGAUUUCUACCUCAGGGGAGCUGUUGGCUUAUCAGGAGCUCCCAGUGCCUUAGAGUCACAGAUCCGACAACUGGACAGAGCCUUGGAUGAGAGCCGUUUUCAGAUGCAGCAAACUGAAAACAUUAUCCGCAGCAAAACUCCCACAGGACCAGAGCUAGACUCCACCUACAGGGGCUACAUGAAACUGCUGAGUGAAUGCAGCGGCAGUAUCGACUCCGUGAAGAGACUAGAACACAAACUGAAGGAGGAAGAAGAGAAUUUCCCCGGCUUCAUUAACCUGAAUACUACGGAAACCCAAACGGCUGGUGUGAUCGACCGGUGGGAACUCAUCCAGGCGCAGGCCCUGAGCAAGGAGCUGAGAAUGAAACAGAGCCUCCAGAAGUGGCAGCAGUUCCAGGCAGACCUGCACAGCAUCUGGACGUGGCUGGGGGAGGCGGAGCAGGAGCUGGAGCAGCUGCGGCGCCUGGAGCUCAGCACCGACAUCCAGGCUAUCGAGCUCCAAAUCAAAAAGCUCAAGGAGCUCCAGAAAGCCGUGGACCACCGCAAAGCCAUCAUCCUCUCCAUCAACCUGUGCAGCUCCGAGUUCACCCAGACCGGCAGUGAGAAGAGCCAGGAUCUGCAAGACCGCUUGUGCCAGAUGAACGGGCGCUGGGACCGGGUGUGCUCGCUGCUGGAAGAGUGGCGGGGCCUGCUCCAGGACGCGCUGAUGCAGUGUCAGGAUUUCCAUGAAAUGAGUCAUGGUUUGCUGCUUAUGCUGGAAAACAUCGACAGAAGGAAAAAUGAAAUUGUGCCUAUUGAUUCUAACCUGGAUGCAGAGACACUUCAAGACCAUCACAGGCAGCUCAUGCAAAUAAGGCAUGAGCUCUUGGAAUCCCAGCUCAGAGUGGCCUCACUGCAAGACAUGUCUUGCCAACUCCUGGUGAACGCUGAAGGCACAGACUGUUUGGAAGCCAAAGAAAAAGUCCAUGUAAUUGGAAAUCGGCUCAAACUUCUCUUGAAGGAGGUCAGUCGUCACAUCAAGGAGCUGGAGAAGCUAUUAGACAUGUCAAGCAGUCAGCAGGAUUUGUCUUCCUGGUCUUCGGCUGAUGAACUGGACACUUCGGGAUCUGUGAGUCCUACUUCUGGAAGAAGCACCCCAAACAGACAAAGAACGCCACGAGGCAAAUGUAGUCUCUCACAGCCUGGACCCUCUGUCAGCAGUCCACAUAGCAGGUCCAUAAAAGGUGGCUCCGAUUCCUCCCUUUCUGAGCCUCGGCCAGCUCGGUCCGGCCGAGCCUUCUGGUUCAGAGUCCUCCGAGCGGCUCUUCCGCUUCAGCUUCUCCUGCUGCUCCUCAUCGGGCUCGCCUGCCUCGUGCCAAUGUCAGAGGAGGACUACAGCUGUGCCCUCUCCAACAACUUUGCCCGAUCAUUCCACCCCAUGCUCAGAUACACAAAUGGCCCUCCUCCGCUCUGAACCACACAGACGUCAUCUGCAGCGGUGCUGGUAGCAUAAGGAGGGUUUGGCCAAAAGCGAUCCUAAGCUAGCAAAAACAGGACCCGAAUCUUGGCGAAUGCCCUUGGUGCGGCAGCUUUAGCCCUCCUCUGUGUCCCAUGGGUGAAAAUCAUGGCUCCAAAGGUGGAUGGUAAACAAGGACAAGAGAAGAGCAGACAAAUCUGAGCCUCAGCGCUAAAGAGGUUGAGGACCUCCAACGUUCUCUGGAUGCAAGAAUUCUGGGCCAUUGGCUCAUCCUAUGCACACCCAAGACAUCACUAGACCGAGCAGCUCUCCCAUGGCGCUGCUCCAUCCAUUCAAUAAAGGACUCUCCUGGGAGCCAUGUUCGCAUCGAGCAACCUACCAACCAACCAACCUACCAACCAGUGCUGACGAGAUUUUAGAACCUUGUAACAUACAGUUUUUAAGAGCUUAUAUGGCACCUUUCUUUUUACCUUGUUUCCUUUGGGGCAUGAUAUUCUAACCUUUGCUUUAGAAGCACAAGCUGUAAAUCUAAAGGCACUUUUUUUAAAGGUAUAAAGAAAAACUGGAUGUAAUAAAUAAGAUCAUGAAAGGCUUUAUGUGAAAAAAAAGUUGAAUGUUACAGUCAAAGAAAAGUUAUUUAUGUAUGUACAGUUUGCUAAAGCCAAGUUUUGUUUGUAUUGAUUUCUUUGCAUUUAUUAUAGAUACUAUAAAAUA